AUGGCCUCCAUUGCUAUGCCCCCACCAUCUUUGGCUCAUCGACGUCCCAAGUCUGCGUCAUGUUCUCGUAAAAUGCAACUUCCCAAAGCCGCUACCUUCCAGCAACCAUCCUCACCAUCUGCUGCAGACGACCCUGUGCUCUCUGUCCCUCAUCUCAGUAAGAGAACUACAACCUACACGCGCUCAUCCUUCGCCAGCUGGCUCUACAGUGGACGUGAAGCUGCCGCAGACGCUCUUGCAGACUUUGAACAAACGUUCUCAGGCGCUCGUGGUACGCGACCAGCUACUCGUCGUCGCUCAGCUCGUGAUCGUGAGGACAGUCUAUUAGCUAAGGCUCAACAUCGCCCGUCGUCACCCGUCGACUCCGGUAUUGGUUCCUCCAUAGGCUCACCCUCUGAGAAAAACCUGAGCAACUCUUUAGAGAAGGCUCUAGACCUGGUGUCCAAUAAGGACAGCGCUCUUGGUGAAUCAGUUUCAGCAUCAGUCGUGGGAUCAAGCGAGUUAUUUGUUCAAGACGCUAACUCUACCAAAGUCGUCCGUCACCGCAGGUCCUCAAUCGAGUCCCUCAAGAUCAUCAGAUAUCCACUUCCGUCCAACAAAAAAGAUACACAACCUCUGCUCGGCCACUUUGCUCGACGACAACUAUACAAGAGACUCUUUGCUCCCCUUCUUCAAGAAGCUCGAUUUGAAGAGUUCCAUCCCAUUGUCGCUGGUGCAAGAAAGAACAAAAACCUUAGAUGUCUUCGGGACAUUGAACAAUCGUUGAUCAAUCAACCUGUGACACUUGUCGUCACACCCGCAAAGUACAGAGCCUUUGGCGAGCUCACAGUUCAGCUCGUCGUCGAUACCUACCAACAUCUCUCCGAGCUUGAACAACGACGAGCAACUGAUCGCGCCUACGACAACGGAUACUUCCUUGACUUGGUUCAACAAGUCCAGCAACUUGCUGCACACAUUGGCAGCUCAAAUACUUCGGUCGAGGACGGCUCUGCUCCGACUGUCGACGACGAGAUUACCUUGGAAGGCGGCCUAGCAGAAUCCGGUAACCUUGCAGAACUUGUGCGGUGGAAGAACGGAGAGGGUAUCUCUCUACGUACUGGUCUGCCUUACGUUCCAAUGGCGGGCAUGAAAAGAUCAGCUUCAGGCAUGGAUGAGGCUAAUGCUGACCUCUCCAUGGCUCGAAGGAAGAAGGGUGUCGAAUACCAGGUCCAACACCUACCUUGCUCCAUCGAAGACUGCGAAAAGGUCUUCACUCGCCAGUGCGACUUGUCCAAGCACGAGAAGACUCACAGUCGUCCUUUCAAAUGCGACGAGCCGGGAUGCAAGUAUGUCACACAUGGGUUGCCAACCCUGAAAGAGCUGGAGCGCCAUAAGAACGACAAACACAAUGGCAAGGCCACCAUGUACAAAUGCCAUUACUGCGAGUUCAACACAAAACGUGAGAGCAACUGCAAACAACACAUGGAGAAAAAGCACGGCUGGAACUACCAACGAUCAAAAGGCAAAGACAAGGCCGUUGAGCUUACUCCUGCUGCCACUCCUCAUACACAGGCCGCAGGAUAUGGAUCCGUGCUACCCAGCCCUGUCAGCCACACCAUGUCAUGGGACAACCAUAGCCCAUCGACUAACAGCAUACAUGGAUCACCAUAUCAACAGCCUGUUCACAAUCUGAGUCCUGCUGGCCAACUGUAUCCAAAUACCCUGUUCCCGCAUCGCAGCUUCGGUCAAUCUGCCCAGCUGCAACUCGAUACAGGCUUUGGUGUGGAUGCAUUCACCGCUGGUGCUUAUCCUACACCCUCGACUGGUGUUCCACAUAACUUUACUACACCACGAACGCCUGCUUACAGCAACAUCACUGCUUCUCCAGCAAAUGUCGUAAUGCAUGGCGUUUACAACAAUCAGUUUGUCCAGCCAGACAUUCCGACUCCAGAAUCAUCACAAUCUCGACACCUUUCCAACCCACCUGAGGUCAUGAUGAACGGCUUCGACACCUCUAUGGGGUUCGAGAGUAACAUGGACAUGGAUUACGCUAUUGUUGAUGACGGCUUUGGUAUGCCUCAGGGUGAUUUUAACCUCUUCGAUACCACAAACCCCUCUGCCUUUACCCAUAAUGGAGCUGGAGAUCUUACAUUGUUCCCGACUCAGCCGCAGAUGCAGAUGCAGAUGCAUUCGGUUGACACGCAUUUCUCCGAGUCUCAAUUUGAAGUCUUCAAUGAUAAUUCAUGGUUCGAAAACAACAUGUCUCAGGAAAUUGACGAUCUCCUCAUGGAGAACCCACAAUAG
Lithohypha guttulata is the source of this 2283-nucleotide messenger RNA. RefSeq lists its product as uncharacterized. The record is from RefSeq and is a predicted model, not a curated record. Lineage: Eukaryota; Fungi; Ascomycota; Eurotiomycetes; Chaetothyriales; Trichomeriaceae. The transcript has 3 exons. Gene Ontology annotation, cellular component: nucleus. Gene Ontology annotation, biological process: regulation of transcription by RNA polymerase II. Gene Ontology annotation, molecular function: transcription coregulator activity. Bases 1 to 2283 code for a protein of 760 amino acids.